AUGUCGAUAUGAAUUCGAAUCGCGACUCGCGAUCCCGUAAUCGCGCUAAUAAACAUUCGCCAUCGGUCUCUUGAUCAAACGGGCGCGUUUUUACACUCCACGUUGGACAAUCAGAUUGUCGUCGCAAUGAACGAUAUCGUGACAAAUCACGCGGCCGAGAAGCAAUUCAAAUUCGACGAUUUACGUUCGGCAUCUCUGAAUGGACAUCCGGAGGACGAGCGUGGCAUAGAGGAACCUGCUGGGGUCUCCGUGAAGGAGAUAUUGCAGCAAGUGCAACGCGAAUUGUGCCUGAUCAAGUUGUGUUGGCCGGAUGUCUCGGUGAUCACGGAGGAUCUCUAUGCGCGAUCACUUCCGAAUACCUACCAUUGCGUUAGCGACAAGGAGCGACUGCUGCUGUGGUACGCGGAAAACUUCCGUCGUCAGUUCCAUACGAAGUACGCAAAUCGACGACCGUUGUUGUUAGCCUGCGAGAACGAGUGUGGUGUACAAAAAUUUGUAUCUACAAGUAUCAAACGAAGUACGCUGCCGUAUCCGGAACUGUACACAUGGCGUGGAUGUGUAAAAUUCAUCAAUGAUCAUAUCGAAUAUUCGCCAGUGGAUAAAAUUUUUACCAUGCCUGAACGCUUGCGCUCGCCGACGUGGGUGUUAGACUUUCAGAAGGGUAAUAGUUUCGAGUGCGCAACGCUUUUAGUAAGCUUACUGCUAGGACAGAGUUACAACGCGUUCGUAGUGAGCGGAUAUGCAUCGCGCGAGCAAGUACUCUGCGACACGACCAGAAGAACCUGUCCGUAUUUGCUGCCGGAGAUUGAGCAAGUACCGCCGCCGGUCGACAAGCCCAAAACAGUCAAGUAUCAGUUAAAGGCACCGCCCGAUUUCAGGAGUCGAUUCCUCUUAGAGUUGGAAGAUCGCGAGAGAGCAAAGACGGAGGCGGAAUUACAACGUCAAGAAGAAGAGCGACAGAGGAUGAUCGCUGAAUUCGAACGUCCACAACCCGAUAAAUAUUUCGGUCAUCGAAUACACGCGUGGGUGGUUAUCUUACCGGACGAAAAUGGUGCGAGAAACCGAGAAAUCACCGAACCGAUCUUCGUCGAGCCUUCCUCCGGAAUGUCUUAUAACCCGGCCGAUGAGGAAACUAGUUUGUUGUAUCUGGGAGUCGAGAGUAUUUGGAACGAUAAAAAUUAUUGGGUGAAUAUGCAGCCUCGCGGUAAUGGCUGCGCGAAAAUAAAUUGGGACUUGAGCAAAAUCGAAUUCUGGGAGCAUCUGCUUCCUGGUGAACCGCGAAUCGUGCGAAAAGACACGGACGAAAUCGAGGAAGACAUUGCCAUAAAACAGGAGAAGCAUUUGGACAUGCCGGUCUCAUACGUGAGUGAAAUCCGAAUUCAUAGUUUAGAUUUUGAAAGACGAUAUCCACGGGGCAGUAAAACGAUAUUUUACAAAAAAGCCAAGGUAGAAUUAUACGCUCCGUACUCUCGAACCGAUAGCUUGAUUCAGAGAGUAACCGUUUACGAUGAUUACGAAUAUACUAUCCCUGUCCGAAGUUAUGAGAAGUACUCGAACAGAGGUGACUGUCUUACAGAAUCUAGGAAAGACUUCACUACAAACACCGUAACGGAUUUCUUUGUGAAGGGUCGACCGGAUCACUGUAAAGCGCAUCGUUUUCUCGCAUUCGGCAGUGAUUCAAUAGACGGUGAAAGAACGAUAGAUUUUUACGAUAGAGCGCAAUUUGACGGACUCUCACGCAUCGAGACGGGCCUGCUUUAUUUGACUCAACAUUACGUGGAUCGUGAGGAUCUUCUGUAUUACAAGCACGCUGAAUUUUCGGUGGACCAAAACAAUGCCAAGUCAGUGCAGGACGAUAUCCAUUCUCGACGCGUCUCGAAAAUCGUCGAGAAGUAUCACAGGAAUGAGAAAAUUCCGGCCUGCGGGGACGUGGCCGUGCGCGAGUUCGCGGUGAUCGGAAAUGAGAUCUCCAUUGAAUUCCAUUACGAUCGAGAUCGGUGUACCCGGGCUACUCGUACAUUCGUAAAACCACCGAUGGCGGACAGGGGAGACCGUUUGGUCUUCGAUUCUGCGAUGACCCGCGGAUACAACCCAGAUCCGACCGCACCGCCGGAGAGAAACCUCGAGCUCUUUUACACGCUCGAUAAACAUCUGAAGGACGAGGAUCGCUCCGUACUCCACAUCAGAGACGUCGAAACCGACGUCGCGGCGUUUCUCCGAAGGAGAGCCGAUGAAAAUUUAAAUCCGCAGCUCACAGUUUCGUUAUUCGACAUAAAUCGAACAGCCGAAACGAUAACCGAACUAGAGAAAACAACGAGUCAACGCGAAGCUAUGCAAGAGCUGAAUGAAUUGGGACCGUACCUGGCGCGAAUAGGCAAUCCAGCAUCCCUCAGUAAAACGGAGGCAUAUCUGCUGCGCGACGACUGUUUGAGUGACUUCAAGCAGGUGUCCAUUGACAAAGCGAAUCGUAUUUUACGUAUGAUCGAAAAGCAGGCCGUGGAAUUGGAGAAGAUGCAAACCCUUCUAACGCAGUCUGUCGACUUAUCGAAAGCGGAGGAGGAACAGAUGUUGGCUAAGAUAAACGAGAUAAGCUUCAAUAUGCACGUGCUGGAAACGUAUCUCAAUCGGCACAGGGAUGUGGUGCCGCAGAGAUACAGAACACUGCUAGAGCGUCUACGGCAGAACCCGUAUCUUCAAUUACUUCAGAAGAAUUGAAGAAUCACAUUAAAAGGUGUAUAUGUAAGUAGCUCGCGCGCAAGAGUUUCUCAUACAUUAUAAAAAUCGUACUCUAUUUUGUAUUAUUAGAGAGUAUAUUGGCAUCACAAAAUGUACAAUCACAAUGUACUUUAUCGAAAGGACCACGAGCCCAUUUGACCGAUACAUCGACCUAAAAUGAUUUUUAACAAUAAAUCAAACGGUUUUAAAUAAA
Wasmannia auropunctata (little fire ant) is the source of this 2929-nucleotide messenger RNA. Its product is annotated as coiled-coil domain-containing protein lobo homolog. NCBI's taxonomy places the organism in Eukaryota, Metazoa, Arthropoda, Insecta, Hymenoptera, Formicidae. Gene Ontology annotation, biological process: flagellated sperm motility. The coding region runs from base 127 to 2715 and encodes 862 amino acids. The record is from RefSeq and is a predicted model, not a curated record. The transcript is spliced from 11 exons. Gene Ontology annotation, cellular component: motile cilium.